AUGUCUGCUCAGGAUCGCGUCCAGCAAUACGUCACUUCGCUCGACCGUGAGCUGUCCAAGUACCCUACUCUCAACAACCUUGAGAAGCAGACCUCGGUCCCCAAGGUCUACGCUGUUAUCGGCCUGGCCACCCUCUACUUCUUCUUCAUCGUCUUCAACCUCGGUGGUCAGCUCUUGACCAACUUUGCCGGCUUCGUCAUCCCCGGCUACUACUCUCUGCAGGCUCUCUUCACUGCCACCAAGACUGACGAUACCCAAUGGCUGACCUACUGGGUCGUCUUCUCUUUCUUCACCGUUCUUGAGAGCUUGAUCAACGUCGUCUACUGGUUCCCCUUCUACUUCACUUUCAAGUUCGUCUUCCUUCUGUGGCUCGCUCUGCCCGUCUUCAGCGGCGCCCAGCUCGUCUUCCGAUCCUUCAUCCAGCCCGCCUUUGGCCGAUACUUCUCAGGAUCUGGCUCGACCGCCGCCAACCUGCGUGCCAAGGCCGACUCCAUCGGCAAGGGCGAGUAA
This is a messenger RNA of Neoarthrinium moseri, 510 nucleotides long. RefSeq lists its product as uncharacterized. The transcript has 5 exons. Lineage: Eukaryota; Fungi; Ascomycota; Sordariomycetes; Amphisphaeriales; Apiosporaceae. The record is from RefSeq and is a predicted model, not a curated record. Bases 1 to 510 code for a protein of 169 amino acids.